AUGCUAAUGAAGAGUCUCUCAGUUCUUGCAAUUCUAUCUCUCUUGGCUAUAACACUUCCACUAGCCAUUUCUGAUCCAAGAAGCGUUCAAGACUUCUGCGUCGGCGUAAACAGCUCAGUCAAUGGUGUGUUUGUAAACGGAAAGUUUUGCAAAGACCCAAAGCUCGCCACAGCAGAUGACUUCUUUUUCAGAGGGCUUAUCGAUCCAAAAGACCCAACCGAUACGCACCGAGCAAACAUCACUUUAGUCUCUGCUGAUAAUUUUCUGGCUUUAAAUACCCUUGGAAUUUCGUUUGCCCGCGCAGAUUAUGAAGUGAACGGGGUGCAACCGCCUCACACCCAUCCACGUGCCAGCGAGUUCUUGGUUGUCACACAAGGAACACUUUCAGUGGGUUUUGUCACGGCAGACCAAGAUGGAAAUCGUUUAUUCGCCAAAACACUCAACGUGGGUGAUGUAUUUUUGUUUCCAGAGGGACUCAUCCAUUACCAAGCCAAUAUUGGAGACGUCCCAGCAGUUGCAUUCACUGCUUUGAACAGCCAAAACCCAGGUCUUAGCACUACUGCUGACGCCGUGUUUGGGUGUACUCCGUCGAUAGACCCGGAUGUUCUUGCAAGGGCAUUCAAGUUGGAUCGUAGUAUUGUCGUGGAUCUACAGAACAAAUUUAAGACUGCUUCUUCUUUUACCGCUGUCUGA
Molecule: messenger RNA, 693 nt
Organism: Thlaspi arvense
Lineage: Eukaryota; Viridiplantae; Streptophyta; Magnoliopsida; Brassicales; Brassicaceae
Source: the annotation of a GenBank genome assembly